AGCUCGGCUGGGAAUUACGUUAUUAUACGUCGAGCGCAUCGAGUCUCGGGCCAUGCUGCGCUCCUCGGGCGUAGCUGUCGCUUGCUUGCGCGUCGCGUGAACGCGUUUUACCUCUCGUGCCGUGCUGCGCGAUGCCUUUGGGAUCGCGGAUUACGCCCCUGUGAUCGAUUAUUAUCUGAGGAGGGAUCGGAGGUGUACAAGAUCGUGGAAGUGCCUGGAUCCGUUUGAAGAGGCAGUUAUGAAGAUUCGUCGCGGUCUGAUGAGGUUGAUGAGCGUUGGUGGACAGUAACACCAGGUAGAGAAAAAGAAAAAGAAAGAAACGGUGUGAACGGAUGGCGGGGAAUCCUCGAGCCGGAUCAAGCAACCAACCAUAACUUUGCAUCCGUCGUGUCGCAAGGCGCGGUCGUCUCAAGCUGAAGCAGCUACAUGCUAAAUAUAUACGGAGAUAGAAGAUAUGACGAGCGAUGGCGUGUGCGAAGGCACCGGUCCGAAUCUUGGUACAGCCGAAAAUGCCGGCGGGUUGAUAGGGCCGGAAAUGUCGCCAAGCGUGAUGGAGUGCGGCGGAUGCGGUGAACGCGUCCGCGAGCGCACUGUUCUUUGCGUCGGCGGUCGAACUUGGCACUCGAGGUGCUUGAGGUGCUGUGCUUGUGCCAGGCCGCUACAUGAUCAGCAUUCCUGCUUCUUGAAGGGCAUGAGACUCUACUGCAGGCAUGACUACGCUCUAACUUUUGGCGCAAAGUGUGCGAAGUGUGGUCGAAGCGUGGGUGCCGGGGAUUGGGUGAGAAGAGCCAGAGAAAGGGUUUACCACUUGGCGUGUUUUGCAUGCGACGCCUGCUCUCGUCAACUUUCCACUGGCGAACAGUUCGCCCUCUUGGACGCUAGAUUGCUUUGCAAAGCUCACUACCUGGAUGUAGUCGAAGGCAACAACACUUCUUCCGAUGAAGGCGGUGACUCGGAGAGUGGGCACAAGAGCGGUAACAAGGCGAAGAGAGUGAGAACCACGUUCACGGAGGAACAGCUCUCUGUUCUCCAAGCGAAUUUUCAACUGGACAGCAAUCCGGAUGGCCAAGACCUCGAGAGGAUAGCGCAUGUGACCGGACUCAGCAAAAGAGUUACGCAGGUUUGGUUCCAGAAUUCUAGGGCAAGGCAGAAGAAGCAUCUGCACACGGGCAAAAUGAAAGGGCAACACGUUCAUCAGUCACCGCCGAAUUCUACCACUUCCACAGGCGAUUUCAGUCGGCACAUCAAUUUACAUCUAACCUAUUCGUUUCAACAUCAACAGCAACACCAUCAUGGCCCCCAACCGCCGCAGCUGAGUCCAGCUACGUGCAAAAGUCCAACGCCAUCCCUCUAUCACAAUCAUGGUCUACUCUCUAUCGCAACACCGUCAACUCUGUCUUCAGGCUCGGAACAAUCGAUGGACGAACUGUCGCAAGACUCGAUGAUGUUGUCGAUGCCGAACGAGGUUUAAUCGCCGCUGGAUUAGCCGCAUAUUGUAAAUAUUCUUUGUUUAAUCUUAAGGUUUCUUUCCCACGUUCAUGAAUUAUUCUUGGUGAACGCGUUACUCAUUUCGACUUUAUUUCUUCCACCGACCAUAUAGAUAGAAUAUUAUUAUUAAUUAUUAUUAAUAUAGAGUAUUAUUGUUAUUCAUUAAAAUGUCGCGAUCGAAGCUUUGACUUUGAAAGGCACAAGCUUUUUCUCGAUAUUCGUUAAAAAAAAUUGGCCAAGUAACACAAACGAUCCUUGCCCAUAUUUGUCUUUUACCAAAGAAGCGAAAGAAUAUUAUAUAUCUUCUACUUUUGUCCAACAUAUUCCAAUUUUUUUUUAUUUUAUAAAAUAUUCAUCAUAUUAGAAAAUUGCUGUGAGUGUAUCCGUGAUUAAUGCGAAGA
Bombus pascuorum is the source of this 1889-nucleotide messenger RNA. It is a transcript of the gene Awh, whose product is annotated as LIM/homeobox protein Awh-like. Gene Ontology annotation, molecular function: DNA-binding transcription factor activity, RNA polymerase II-specific; RNA polymerase II transcription regulatory region sequence-specific DNA binding. The transcript is spliced from 7 exons. Bases 455 to 1471 code for a protein of 338 amino acids. The record is from RefSeq and is a predicted model, not a curated record. NCBI's taxonomy places the organism in Eukaryota, Metazoa, Arthropoda, Insecta, Hymenoptera, Apidae. Gene Ontology annotation, biological process: regulation of transcription by RNA polymerase II; neuron differentiation. Gene Ontology annotation, cellular component: nucleus.